UAUCGCGCAGCGCGUUUCCGACGGCGAUGGAGCCGUGGUGCUUUUCCUUCGCUGUUCGAUGUUGGAAAUGAGAGGCGACGCGCGAUCAGUGUGUCGCGGGUCGCAUCGCGUAUCCCCCGCUAGUCACUGAGAAGAGCUGCGCGGCGGAGACGCUGCCGGAGAAGUUUUGUUACGGCCAAGAAAGCGGGCGGACCGGGGCUCCGCGCCUCCAGGCAGCGCUCAUGGAGGAGCUGAGUUCGGCCAUGGAGAAGAACGCGGCGGAGCUAACCGUCAUGGACGUGUACGACAUCGCCGCCGUCGUGGGCCAGGAGUUCGAGCGGAUCAUGGACCAGUACGGCUGCGAGGUGCUCUCCCGCCUCAUGCCCAAGGUGGUGCGCGUCCUUGAGAUCCUGGAGGUGCUCGUGAGCCGCAACAGUAUGAGCCCGGAGACGGAGGAGCUGCGGCUGGAGCUGGACCGACUGCGGCUGGAGCGCAUGGACCGGCUGGAGAAGGAGAAGAAGCACCAGAAGGAGCUGGAGCUCGUUGAGGACGUGUGGAGGGUUGAGGCCCAGGACCUGCUGUCUCAGAUUGCUCAGCUGCAGGCUGAGAACAAGAGCCUGCUCACAAACCUGUCGCACAGAGACUGUCCACUGACCGAGGAGGAGCUGCAGAGACAGGAAGGCAUGACGGAGAGGGAGCGGCAAGUGAUGAAGAAGUUGAAGGAAGUGGUGGACAAACAGAGAGACGAGAUCCGGGCCAAGGACCGCGAACUGACGCUGAGGAAUGAGGAUGUGGAGGCGCUGCAACAGCAGCAGAACCGCUUGAUGAAGAUCAACCAUGACCUGCGGCACAAGAUCACGGUGGUGGAGGCACAGGGCAAGGCUCUUAUUGAGCAGAAGGUGGAGCUGGAGGCUUUUGGCCAGGCUCAGCAGCAGGAGCUGGCGAGCCUGCGGCAAGAGGUGGCCAGGUUGCGGGAGCGCCUCCAGGGGGAGGUCAAACAGAAUGGCGAGGAGCCUCCACCACCAUCCACGAUCUUGAAAGUUGCAGUUGUUGAACGUUCAGUUCAGGCUGAACGGGGCGCCGGGUCACACUUCCUUGGUGAAGGCUUUGAGACACCACAGCACCUCUCCCUUUCUUCCUGCUCGAGGCACAUGGGGCCAGAGCAAUGGAGGGAAGAUGAUGGGGAUGGGAAUCAGGAUGAGGAGGACACAGUUUUGCUAUGGGAGGCACUGAGCGAUGAGGAUUUCACGGGGGACAAGUGCAACUUGGACCUGAAGGAUCCAAACCGUCCUCGCUUCACCCUUCAGGAGCUGAGGGAUGUCCUGCACGAGAGGAAUGAGCUCAAAGCCAAAGUGUUCAUGUUACAGGAGGAGCUGGCCUAUUACAAAAGUGAGGAGGUGGAGGAAGAGAUGGCACCUGCGGUUUCUACACCCUCUCCAGUACUGCAGUCGCGUCCCAGUGUCCAGCCGGAAUCUGGGAUCAAGCGUCUGUUUAGCCUUUUCUCCCGGGAUAAGCGGCGAAGCGUGCAGAGGAACGUGCGAUUUGAGGAGGGCCCCAGCAUGUGGGAGGGGAGAGACGACGUGUACACAGAACAGGCCCAGGAGGCCCUGCAGCACCUGUAGCCACAAAUGCUGACAAAUGCCGCUUCCCACUCCCCCCCGCUUUGCAUCUUGGACCUGCAAGACUAACAACACUGACUGACAUGUGACUUCCCCACCUACAGACAGUAAUGCUUACUAUAAGGGGACAUUGUGUACUAACAACCUGAGUAAUGACACUAGCGUUCAAGACAUCAGCUCCCAUCAGUACAUUGAGUGUGUUGGGUUGGGGGAGCUGCGUGUGGGCAUUAUGCCUCUUUGUCACAAGCAACAUUUCUUGUAGUACGAAUAUAGAAUAGAAAAUUAAUUGGGACUUGUUGGUCACGCUAGUAUUGGGACAUAGAGGAAAGGUGAAUGUCUGCUUGACUGCAGAAUUUCAGAGCACAGGACAAACGGAGACAGAGCAUAGAAAGUGUGAAGUUUAAGGGAAGCCUCGGGGGGAAUCCAGCAGAUAUUGGUUGCAGAAGGGAUGGGAACACAGGAAUUGUGGCAGUUAGUUGUGGAAGGAGUAGAUGUAGAGGUAGGAGAGGGGGAGUGAAUGAGCAGUGUGGGGUCCUGUGCCCUGGGGUAAACAGUGUAUUUGUGUGUGUGCGCAUUGGGUUUCAGGGAGAAUGGAGUGGAGCACGACAGCAGCCUUAUAGAUGGAUGCUACAAAGAUACUGACACAGUCCAACUCAUUGCUUGCUGUUCUUAUCAAUGAUUUUUCUACCAAGCAUGCAGCUGAAAAAACGAAUAGCAGCCACGUUCUAAGUAAUUCCACAGAGGAUUAAUGGAAACAAGGAACUGAAGUUUUUCCUUGCGAUUCAUUUGAUAUCGUCUUUACCUACAAUGAAUUAGUGUUGUGCAAUGAGACCUCGCCUUCCAAGUGUAAACUUGACAUGGCUCUCAUCCAGCUUUUAUAGUUUAAAUCAGUGUUUUUUUUUUUAGCUCUAUAUCAACAUGACUUGAAUACCAAUGAAACACAUUGUAUAUACAUUAGUGUGACUAGACUUGUCAGGUUAUGGAUAUAAGUCUGGAAAAUCUCACAAUCUUGACUUACAAAAAUGAGGUAAAUCAGCACUGUGAAAA
Molecule: messenger RNA, 2645 nt
Organism: Scleropages formosus (Asian bonytongue)
Lineage: Eukaryota; Metazoa; Chordata; Actinopteri; Osteoglossiformes; Osteoglossidae
Gene: rilpl1
Product: Rab interacting lysosomal protein-like 1
Exons: 8
Coding region: 222-1601 (459 amino acids)
Biological process (GO): cilium assembly
Cellular component (GO): cytoplasm; ciliary basal body
Molecular function (GO): dynein light intermediate chain binding; protein dimerization activity; small GTPase binding
Source: RefSeq, a predicted model, not a curated record